ACAUGCUUUCUUGACGUUAACCUCUCACACACAAGAGCCUUAACCUUUGUUAAAUGUGGUGAUAAUUGUUAAAUAAACAGAUCUCGAAAGCCUUGAUCUUGGUUAGGAGUGGUGAUACCUCUCCUCUUCUUCGUUUCUUUUCUUUAUGCUAAUCUUGAAUAUAUCUACUUUAGUCUUCUUGUCGGUGAAAUGAGUACACAGAGAACUGCGGAUAAUGUUGCGGAAAAAGUUGUAAAAAAUUCGUCGUUGCGAAUUAAGCAAGAAGAGAUGAACCCUUGUUAUAAGGAACAUCUCUUGUCUCUAAAAUGUCUUAACUCCAACCAGGGUCAACAUAAACUGUGCGAAGUAUAUUUCAUCAAUUAUAAAAACUGUAAAAAAUUUUGGUCAAACGUACAGUCCGAGCGUAGAUUAAAAGGUAUUAAACCGUACCUGCCACCUUUGGAGGAACGUGCAAAGAUAAAAGCUGACUACCUAAGCAAUAAAUAAAUACAAAUAUUUCACUUUGUAAAAA
Messenger RNA from Ooceraea biroi (clonal raider ant), 511 nucleotides. RefSeq names its product coiled-coil-helix-coiled-coil-helix domain-containing protein 7. Gene Ontology annotation, cellular component: mitochondrion. NCBI's taxonomy places the organism in Eukaryota, Metazoa, Arthropoda, Insecta, Hymenoptera, Formicidae. Gene Ontology annotation, biological process: mitochondrial respiratory chain complex assembly. The record is from RefSeq and is a predicted model, not a curated record.